Messenger RNA from Lactuca sativa (garden lettuce), 1524 nucleotides. Its product is annotated as pirin-like protein. The record is from RefSeq and is a predicted model, not a curated record. NCBI's taxonomy places the organism in Eukaryota, Viridiplantae, Streptophyta, Magnoliopsida, Asterales, Asteraceae.
CCCCUACUAAAACAGUCUGCGUCCGCCACUGAUCAAGGGUAUUUAUUGUUUAAGAUGAUGAAAUCAAGUUUUUCUUUUUGAUAUAUACUAGAGAUUUAAGGAUUUUUAUUUUUAUAAAGUUUAAACCAUUUCAUAGUCGCAUCAAGGAUUGUUGCUGCAUAUGAUAUAGAUAUGUAUUUAUGAUGAAAGGGAGUCCAGGGGAGGUUGGUUUUAAGUAUUAAAUGCAAUUUGCAAACGACGUCGUGAUGACGAUAAGGUGACGUAGUUCAAAGAUAAUAAUAAGACGCAGCAGAUAUGAAAAAGUUAAUAAACUGCGGUCAACGGUAUUCCUUAGACCUUCUCUCCUCCCUUCCGCUGUGGCCUGCGGCAUGUAUAUAAAUACAUAUAUCUAUCAAACCCAAACCCAAACACAAACACCCAAAUAUACAUAAGAAAUAAGAUUUGAGAAUUGAGAAUUAAGAUAAAGUAAUAAUGUCGAGUGAUCCCCGCAGCGUGGUAAGAAAGUUUCUUGCGAGGCCUCAAUAUGAAGGAGCUGGAGCUGUUGUCAGAAGGAGCAUCGGGAGGUUCGAGCUUAAAUACUUCGAUCCUUUCCUUGUUUUGGAUGAAUUCUCAGUAUCUGCUCCUGCUGGAUUUCCUGAUCAUCCACAUCGAGGUUUUGAGACUGUCACAUACAUGUUACAGGGAGCUGUAACACAUGAAGACUUUGAGGGACACAAAGGGACCAUCGGAGUUGGUGACUUACAAUGGAUGACUGCUGGAAGAGGGAUUGUGCAUUCCGAAAUGCCUGCUUCUCAUGGCACUCAAAAAGGCUUGCAAUUAUGGAUCAACCUUUCUUCUAGAAACAAAAUGAUUGAGCCAAGGUACCAAGAGAUGGCGAGUAGGAAUAUUGCAGAAGCUACUGAAGAUGGAGUUACAGUAAGAAUAAUAGCAGGGGAGAGCUUGGGGAUGAAGUCGCCAAUAUAUACAAGAACACCCACAAUGUUUCUUGAUAUUACAAUGGAACCAGGAACCCAACUUCAACAGCCUAUACCCGAAUCAUGGAAUGCGUUUGUAUACGUAUUAGAGGGAGAAGGUGUGAUUGGAACCUCAAAAUCAUCAUCCACGACACCACACCAUAUUCUACUUCUGGGUCCUGGCGAUGGCGUUCAGGUUUGGAACAAGUCAUCAUCCAAAAGGCUACGCUUCAUUUUGGUUGGAGGAGAACCACUGGGAGAACCUGUUGUUCAGUGGGGUCCUUUUGUCAUGAACACACAAGAACAAAUUGACCAGACGAUUCACGAUUGUGAGAAUUUUGAAAACGGAUUUGAGAAAGCCAGGUAUUGGAGGUCGUCUGAUCAACCCACUCAUCAUCAAGACCACACCUUUUAGAAUUUUCUGUUCAUCUCGAUUAUAUAUGUUUUUUCUUUUGUCGUUUCAUAUUUUCAUAAGGUUUUAGCCUUUUAGGUGCAGGCAUGUUAAUUGGGCUUAAUUAAUUAAUAAAAAUAAGACAAUGAUAAUCAUCUAUGAUGAUAUAGUGCUUGGUAA